Messenger RNA from Varroa destructor (honeybee mite), 3962 nucleotides. RefSeq names its product trafficking protein particle complex subunit 31 (gene Trs31). Gene Ontology annotation, cellular component: TRAPPI protein complex; TRAPPII protein complex; nucleus. The record is from RefSeq and is a predicted model, not a curated record. NCBI's taxonomy places the organism in Eukaryota, Metazoa, Arthropoda, Arachnida, Mesostigmata, Varroidae. Gene Ontology annotation, molecular function: dGTPase activity. Gene Ontology annotation, biological process: endoplasmic reticulum to Golgi vesicle-mediated transport; dGTP catabolic process.
GCAGAUUGGAUAAUCGCAGAUCAUUAUCGUAUCGGUCCACUAACAUCCUACGUAUGUUUUUAUAUGCGAUUAGUGUUCGACCUAUACUCUCUGUAUCAAAAAAAGGGUACAAAAGAUUGUGCCGGAGUGGCGUUACACGUUUCCAUGAGAUUUUUCGAAAAACGGCUUUACAACACGUCUUCAUUACAGGACUCAUCUUAGGACGUCUUCAUAAUUAGUUACGUAACACCUGACGAAUCCCCCUAAGCCGGAACCCGUUCUAUCGAAUUUUGAAUUCUAAAAAAAUAGGAUGCAAUUCUCGUAUAUACGAAAUGGAAUAAACUUUAAAUGCUGAUUUUCAUUUUCUCCCACUUCCCGUAUCCGCUAAUAGUCCUUGCGGAUUUUACAAUCCAGUGAUAAUAUUGCCUGUUCCAGGAGGGCUGACUUACGACUGGCUAUGCUGAAUGCGUAUUAAAUAUAAUAUCACAUUAUUCGCUUCUAACUAAAAACACAGCUAGGGGUUUGGUGUCAAUGUAGGUAUGAACCUUCUCGUUGUUUCGUUCAGGUACAAAGGUUCUACUCCGAAAAGUCUUGGUGGUUUCCACACUUGCUUUCCUUUCCUUGUGUAUAAGUCGUUACUCUGACUAGAAUAACGACAUUCGAGGUAUACAUACAACAAGCAUAAUCCAUUAGUUCACAAAGCAACAAAGAUAUGAGAUUUACUGAUCCAUUGCCGCCAAACGAUGAACUUAAUAGAAUAGUUAUUACAUUCAUCCUCAAGUAUAUUCACAACGUCUGCUUUCGACAGUUCUAAAUGCCCCGAAAUCAACGUCAGUUUUACCAUCAAACGUUGCUUCAAACGGUUAGCCCCUCAGCACAAACAAAUUAUGUUCAAUUGGCAGGUGUUCAGUCGUGAUGGUAAUGAGGGUGGUUGCGUCACGCCAAAGAUAUCUUUAAUUGAACACCAUUAUACCUAGUGAUUUUACGAGACCGAUUACUUGGUUUCGUAACACGUUUGUGGUCUUUCUACAAACGGGCAGUUCUAUUUGAAUUUAAUCGCAAAAAAAAUUGAAACCCUCAAUCUGUGAUGAUAUCUGCGUUGUACUGAAGUUUUCGGAACGUUUGACUGUGAAGAAAGGUGGCAAGAGCGGUCACAGCAGCGGCGUGUCAGCGUAGAUUGAAUAACUCUUCUGUGCGCGAAAUGAACAGAUCCGAUUGGAAUACAGUCGGGAAGCUUCUUUGCUUGAUCCUUCAUAUUUUGACCCUGCCUCGUCGCCCUCUUUUGUGAAAUUUUCUUCCUGUGUGUGCACUAUUACGAUUGGACUGUCGCAACCAAAACGCCGUAGCUCUACAAGAACUGACACAACGCCAACGACACUGAUAGGCAGCUCACUUCCGAACGCACUAGACAACAAAAUUUGUUGCUCCUACUGCUAAGAUUACUACCGCCGAUUAAUAAGCCCUACCAAUAGACCAAUUGUCACAGCUCCGCCAUUAUAAUGACGCCGGCAACAUCAGCGGCACCGUAGUAGCCGAGGCCCACUGCUACCUUGAGUAAGAGAAAGAAGCCCGUAUUAGGCUAUGUACCGUACCGGCUAAGGGUGCUCAAAGAAUAACCGUACAGUAUCAUCGAAGGGACGGUGGAGUGUAAUAGUGUUCCAAAGUGGAAACAACCAGCCUUUGUAACACCGGAAAUAGCUCUGAUGCUGAAGUCUUCAUCUGCCGCUAUGAAAUUUUCACCCAUUGAGCCCUAGUCACCUUCAUAUCCGUGGAACUGACUCCCAUAUUACUUCAAAGCAAACCUUACAGCGCGUUCCGAUGGAUUUGCGCGUGUGCACUAGCCAAGGUGAUCUAAUACGCACUGAGGUUGGCUCAACUGAUAGCGAAAAAUGCCAGCUUCGAACGCCGGUGGUGCAAGUCGGAGGCAACGGCUGAAAAUUCGAGCAUAAACGCCUUUGAUUCGAAUCUUAUGGGCUUAAUAAGAUGGGUUUGGAAAACGAAAACGAAGUUUAUUCAAAAAUCCCAAGAGUACUUUUAAUUUUGACAGCAAAACAUUGCUCCAACGUAUUAGGUGCAUUCAUAAAAAUCUGCUGCGCUAUUGAUUUCGCCUAUUGAUCAUGGUCAAUCAAGCCACGACUGAGAAAACUAUCAAUUGUUCCGUUCAUGGCGCUAUGACGUUCUCUCAGCUGGCGGUGGCGAUCAUUGAUUCACUCGAGUUUCAACGACUUCGGUGGAUCGGUCAAGUUGGUGUAACCGACCAUGUCUACCCUACAGCGACCCAUUCCCGAUUCGAACAUUGCUUGGGAACGGCUCACCUAAGCAAGCUCUUUAUCUCGGAAAUCGCCCGCCGCCAACCUGAGUUGAAUGUUUCCGAGCGGGAAAUCCGUUGUAUUACACUUGCCGGUCUAUGUCAUGACCUUGGUCAUGGGCCAUUCUCACAUUUAUGGGAGAAAUUUUACAAGACAGCUGGCGAACAGGUUUACGGGAACAAGGAUAUUCAGUGGCACCACGAAAAAACGUCGGUACACAUCUUUCGGCAUCUAUUAAGGCGCAACCGGAUUCUCGAGCGUUUUCCAAACGAAAUUAAUGAGUCGGAUGUUUACAUGAUUGAAAACUUAAUUUUAGGCGAAGUUCCGAAUAAAACAACGCGCCGUUUCCUCUACCAGAUCGUAAAUAAUCCAGAUUCCAAAAUGGACGUUGACAAAUGGGACUAUUUUAUGCGUGACGCGCAAAAUCUUGGUAUUAAAAUUGACUUUGAGUACCAGCAUGUACUGCGAAAUCUCGAAGUACUUGAAUACGAGGGAAGUUUGCAUGUGUGCUUUCGUGACAAGUGCUACGACAUAAUACAACAGGCAUUUGAAAACCGUUUCAAACUGCAUAAAAGGGCCUACCAACAUCACAAAGUGAAAAUUAUGGAUGAAAUGUUGAUACAAGCUCUCCUUGAAUUGGAACGAGGUGGCAAACUCGAUGCCUGGGCAACAACUCACGCCAUAGCCUGUGAACAGCCAACGGGACCAGCCUUAAUGAAGUUUAUAGAGUUGAGCGACCCAGCAAUUAAAGUGGAACUCCGAAAGCAUUCCGAGAUUUAUCGCGCAAUGCUCGAACGUUCGACGAAUAUUCAUAUGUACCGUUACAUUGGGAAGUUAAGCUUUGGCGAACAGGUAAAACGCGAGUUCCUCGCUAGUCUACCAAAUUAUAGUCUGCGACCUCAGGACGUAAGCCUUCUUGAGAUUAAUAUCCACAUGGGCAAAGAAGGAGACAACCCUAUGAACCAGAUUUUGUUCUUUAGAAAAGGUUCUACUCGCCCAGAACUUCUUGCUUCAGACAGUCGCCAGUUAAGUCAAGAGCGAAAUUAUGUAGUUGCUUUAAGGUGUUCUGACGCCGACAUGCAGAAACGAGUAGAAAAUGCUCUACGCAACUUCCAAAAUGUUUUCUUCCAUAACGUUGAAAACGCUCCGAGGCAAGUACCCGAAUCCGACUAAUGAUUAAAGAUGAUACAAUACAAAAGUGAUACCGAAAGACGGAGGUACGCACAGAAAUCUGUAACCGUCUGUAGUACAAUCCGAACGGUUUACCAAUAGAUCAUGGCAGUGAAAGGUGUGGAUAACCGUGUGAAGUCCACGCUCAACUUUAAGUUCCACUUAUUGCUUACCCUUAGAGCAAGCUAACCAGUUGAUUCGAUUGAAAACCUUACUUACUUUUGGCUACAGGCAGAUGCUUUAAAUAUAUACUUCUUGAUCAAAGUAUCAGAGGUGGUGAUAUCUAAGUACAUGUCUGUUAUGUAGACGUUUAACGAGCAGAUGAGCAGUAAAAUAUUAUUAAUUCGUUCUGCUUUUUAUAUCAAAGCUAAUUGCUAUUCAAAUGUUAGCGCUGUGCUGUUGACGCGUGUGAAUGAACAAAAAGCAAGGCAUGCAAUGGACUUACGAUGUCGUAUGCACGAAAAACCGUAAAUAACAACAAAAAUAAGCAAAGCCAUAUAUAUA